AUGAACAGUGUCAUCCACAACAACCCGCUGGCCGCUCCGCACCUUCUUGUCAACAACUUCUCCCCUCGCUCCGCAGAUUCUUUCAGCCCUCCUCAAAGCAUGUCAGGCCGCAAGAGGAAGGCUUCUGAGGAGCCAGACAAUGACCGCAUGUCCACAUCACCAUCUGCUUCACCAUCCGUCCCGAACCGCGCACUUCCUUCGUCGAGUACACACCGCAGCAUCAAGAGGACCCGCACAGGCAACGCAGUGGGUAGGCCACUUCCGCUGCCACGCCUGCUCCAAACCCUCUCUGGCGACGAGCUACGGCAACUUCUCCAGAACAUCUGCGACCAGCAUCCGGAGCUCCAGCGGGAGCUCAUCACCAAAGCACCCCGCCCCUCCAUCGAAUCCACCCUCUCCGUCCUCAGCACAUACGAAGACGACUUCCGAAAAGCCUUCCCACUCGGCAACCGCCCCACCUCCGACUACACCUACAACAGAGUCCGGCAGCAUCUGUCAGCGCUCAUCGAAGCUCUCAAAGACUUCACACCACACUUUCUCCCACCUCAAGAAACGCAAACCGCUCUCUCCUUCAACUAUCUCGAUGGCGUUACGAACAUGAUCCACCGCCUGCCAGACUGGGAUACAUUCCAGCACCAGAGACACAAGAACGAUGCCUACGACGAGCUGUCAAAAGCAUGGGCUCUGGUGAUCAGAGAGGCGGCGAAGCGUGCUGGCGGGUUCCAUCUGCAGCUGGGUGGCUGGGAUCAGAAAUUGCUGGAGCACAAUCAAAGAAGUGGUGGCAAGCUGGAGGAAGCUGUGGGCGAGCUGAACACCGGAAUGGGCUUCAUGCAGACUGGACAAGCAUCUAUGCCGGGCGUGUCGGAUGAGAGGAUGAGCAUCCGGCAGCAGUUGUUUUCUGGGAGUUACGGACAGCAACUCGGCGUCGGUCCGGGGAGGUUCUAA
Molecule: messenger RNA, 945 nt
Organism: Saxophila tyrrhenica
Lineage: Eukaryota; Fungi; Ascomycota; Dothideomycetes; Mycosphaerellales; Extremaceae
Gene: STS1
Product: Tethering factor for nuclear proteasome sts1
Exons: 2
Coding region: 1-945 (314 amino acids)
Biological process (GO): proteasome localization; nuclear protein quality control by the ubiquitin-proteasome system
Cellular component (GO): nucleus; nuclear membrane
Molecular function (GO): proteasome binding
Source: RefSeq, a predicted model, not a curated record